This is a messenger RNA of Monascus purpureus, 2639 nucleotides long. NCBI's taxonomy places the organism in Eukaryota, Fungi, Ascomycota, Eurotiomycetes, Eurotiales, Aspergillaceae. The record is from the annotation of a GenBank genome assembly.
AGUCUGCUCUCUCAACGUCCUGCUCCCGCUCCUUGCGGUCUGCUUCUCAUGCUUCCAUGAUCAUGUCCCGGAGGACACUGGGUGGAGGUCGUGUCCUGGGCAGCGCGAAGUCGCUCUCUCCGGCCGUUUCCAUCGCGUCCCCGAAGUCCAAGCCAAAUAAUGUCCUAUCCCCGUCCGCCAGCACCGUAUCUCUGAGUUCGCAGGCGUCUACCUCUCAGAUUUCGCCCGAGUUUCAGGAUCUAACGUCGCGCAUCUCCUUGGAAAAUGGUGAGACGUCCAUCUCGGCUACUCCGGCGGCCGCCGGCGGCGCCCUUGCCUGUCCGAUAUGUAACGAGGAAAUGGUAACAUUGCUGCAGUUGAACAGGCAUCUCGACGACGUGCAUCAGAAUCUCGAAGAUGACAGACAGGAUGAAGUUAAGGAUUGGUUCAAAACCCAAAUGGAGAAGGCGAAGCGCUUUCAGCCACUUGCGGUCUUGAACCAGAAGUUGAAGGGGCUGGACGUAUUCGAGUCGAACGACAAUCUUCAACCUUCAACCGCCGCGAGCCGAUCGUCCGCGACCCAGUUGAAUAAUGCUAUAGAGCAUCCAAGAACACUAGAUCCAGACGAUGUCAUUACGAAGGAGCACUGGCAAAUCCGUACUCUAUACGACGUCUGCUUAGAGCCGUCGUGUGGGAAGCGGCUCAACGCUACGAAUGGUUGCGUUCAUUGCCGAAAGUGUGGGAAACUGUUCUGCGAAGAACAUACCAUGUAUCAGAUGAAACUAUCCCGAUCAGCGCAGCACGAGCCGGUCCGGGGUCUAUGGUGUAGGGUUUGCGAAACAUGCUACAAGUCCAGGGAGGGUUACAAUGACCAUAAUGGAGCUCUUAGGGAUCACACCGAUGCCUUCAAAUCGAUUAGGAAACAGAAAGUUGAUAGAGCCAUUCUGGAAGUAUCUCGACUGGAGAAGAGAUUGACACGGCUCACUCAACUCUUGGCCAGCCUUCCACUAGAACAAAUCCAGUCUGGUUCGAAUAAGCGCUGGGCAAUCUCAUGGCAUACUGAUCAGCGAAAAGCGCUCGAGCAAAAAAUUGUUAGUUGGGAAGAGGACUCCCUUGUCCCAAAAUGCCCGUUUUGUCAGCAGGACUUUACCAGCGUCUCCUUCCGGAGACACCACUGCAGAACUUGUGGGCGCGUCGUAUGCGGCGACCCGCUAACAGGAUGUUCUAGCGAGGUUCCUCUGACUGUCACUCCACUAUCGAAAGCAACAGCAGAAAAGACAACGGGCGUUGGUAGAAUCAACAUUGAUGUCAGACUCUGCAAGGAAUGCAUGUCGACUUUGUUUGACCGACGAGACUUUGAAGCAGAUGUCAUGCGGAGGCCUCCGGACGUGAGGGCGUAUGGGAAUCUGGUUCAGUUUGAAAGAGGCAUACGUCUUCUUCUGCCCAGGUUCCAGAAAUUAUUGGCAGCUUUGCAGUAUGGUUCUCUAAUGGUCAAAAUGCCAAUGUUUGAUUAUACAGUCUAACAAUACUGCCCUUAGGGAUCCUGUGCGGCCGCCUUCACCCACACAAAUUGCAGAGGCAUCCAAAGUUCGCAAACGGCUGAUUGAUUCUUUUGCUCAAUACGAUGUCGCUGCUAGACGGAUCCGUGACCUGCCAACAGAUUCCCCGACACAACGGCGCCUCCAGAGGGCCAUUUAUCAACAAGCUAGCAGUUUUCUGCACCUGCACAUGCUUCCCCUAAAGUCGCUUCCCAAAAUUCUCAAACAUGUUACACCCGGCGGUGGUCUUUCAAACGGCACGAAUUCUCCUAGGCCAUCCUCUAGCAACGGCCCGGUACCUACUACAUAUGGUGCUCGACGACAAGAUCCACCCUCGCCAGCUAUAAACCAUAACCGCACAGCUACCAAUGCUAGCAUAGGUAGCCUUAACAGCGAGAAUAGCAGCGCGAUCUCCGCGUUGGAAGAGAAGGAGAAAUCCCUCCGUGAUCGACUCAUCGUAUUAGAAGAGCAGAAGUUCUUCGUUUCCGAAAUGAUUGCAGACGCGAACCGUCGCCGCAAAUUCGACGAGGUUAGCAGCCUUGCUAUGAAUAUCGAAGAUCUCAGUCACGAAAUCGACCAUGUUAACGGCAUGUUGGGCGAGUUGGAUUUUGAAGGCGCCUACACUGGCCAGCAGUAGCAGAGUUGACGGCCUGAUAUAUUGCUUGCACUACAUUACGGUUACUGCCAACUGGUGUAUAACCGUGCCGAUUACUUUUUGUCAUGAUGGAUGCCACAUUCUUUUUAAGGGCACUCCUCCCGGGAUUUUCUGGCCGGGAUGUCUGUCCCUUUUGUGACUUAUUUAAUAGCCUAACCCUUUCAUUUCUUUUUCUUUUUUUUUGCGUUUAUAUUUUGGCGUGGGGUUUGCUCAAUCCGUAUAGUGAUGUUUGCAUGGCCAGAGGCGUUUCCUAUGUUUAUUUGGGACCUUAUAUUUAUUUCCGAGGUUGUUUAUUUGUUAUUACAGGUUGGAUUUAUCUUUUCACUGCCAACAGCUGUGCUCUUGCAUGAUACUCUGACCUCCUGGGAGGUAAUAUAAGACACAUUCUACGGUACUUGCUAUCAGUGGUGGAAUAUAUUCGAGAGAGAUAUAUACAAGUACAGAUAAAUUCAAUACAUGGAUUAAAU